AUGUCCUACAGACGCAAGAAGAGUCUCCUCAUCGGCAUCAACUAUGUUGGCAGUAGCCACGAACUGAAGGGCUGCCAUUCCGAUGUAGACAACAUGGCUGAAUUCCUUUCCUACCGCGGCUACACUAACUCACACAAAGACCGUGUCAUCUUGACUGAUCGUCCUGAAGUGCCAUACGACUCACCCUACUUCCCUACAGGCCACAACCUUCUCGCAGCCAUGGAUUGGCUCGUCUCUGAACCUGGUUGCACGCUAUUUCUGCACUAUUCAGGCCACGGCGGACAAAUUGCAGAUGUAGAUGGCAAUAGGACCACGGGUAUGGAUGCUUCGAUCGUUCCUGUGGAUUUCGAACAGCGGGGUCAGAUCUCCAGUACCAUUCUCCAUGAGCAUCUUGUUACCUAUAUGGCCCGUGACUGCACUCUCUUCGUCGUCAUGGACUGUUGUCACUCUGGUAGCGCACUCGAACUACCUUAUGUCUAUCGCUCCGAUAGCGACGGCCAGAUUAAUCUGAUGGACAACCUGAAAGCUGGGCUUAGGCUCGCCGACGAAGCUCGCGAUAUCAUCUCCGGUGGCUUCUCCUAUAGUAAAGUCGGCGAGGCGAAGGAGUUGCUUGCAGGUGCUAGCACCUUCUUUAAGGGCCUGAAACAUUUCGGGGAAGAAGAGGAGGAAGGCCUGGAAAGCGGAGAAUUUGCGGGACAGUAUGGGAGCGAACGGAAGAUGGUGACAAUGUUCUCUGGCUGUAGAGACGAUCAAACGAGUGCGGAUGCGCGCAUCGAAGGAGAGCCGACAGGUGCAAUGACAUGGGCAUUCUUGGAAAUGAUGAAGAGCGAUCAAAGCCCAAGUUAUGCUGAGACACUCAAGUUCAUAAGGAGGACGUUGGAUGAAAGUGACUACAAACAGAUUCCGCAGUUGAGUUCGGGAUUGGAUAUUGAUCUGGAUGAGAUGGCUUUGUCACCCUCCCAUCUGAUCGUCCUAAAACAAUACCAAAUUUCAAAGAUGGUUCAACCCAUCGACCCGGUCCGUAUGCGCAUCUUCUCAGAGCUCAAUCUCCAAUUGGCCCAGCACGACAUCUCUAAAGAUAUCAUGAACGAGACAGCCAAGCACCUUGCCUUCCUCUCACGCUACUACCUCAACAAUCCCCACAUCAAUCCCCUCAUCGUCAGCGUACCCAUCGUCGACGUACCGGUUGUCAGCCCUGGAGGAGGAGUAGCUAUGGCACACAAGAUUGCUUUAGUCGUCCACGAGACCGCCUCGUCGUCUGCACCUGCAUCUGCAUCUGCAUCAACAUCGUCCAGGCCGCGCAUCCGUGUGCUGAUUCGAACAAUCGGUACCUUGGGUCAUCGGAAAUGCCUAGUCACUAACUUAUGUGCUAUUGCUGAGCGUAUUAUCGGAGGUUUGUUAGAUGGCGACGAGGAUAUGGUGGGUGCAUGUGAAGUGAGCAGGAAAGGCAAAGAAAGGGAGAAGAAAGUGGGAAACAAGCCUGUGUGGGAUGUCGUGGCUUGGGAAGAUUAUUGUUGA
Alternaria postmessia is the source of this 1518-nucleotide messenger RNA. RefSeq lists its product as uncharacterized. Gene Ontology annotation, molecular function: cysteine-type endopeptidase activity. The coding region runs from base 1 to 1518 and encodes 505 amino acids. Gene Ontology annotation, biological process: proteolysis. Lineage: Eukaryota; Fungi; Ascomycota; Dothideomycetes; Pleosporales; Pleosporaceae. The record is from RefSeq and is a predicted model, not a curated record. The transcript is spliced from 3 exons.